Molecule: messenger RNA, 9270 nt
Organism: Pantherophis guttatus
Lineage: Eukaryota; Metazoa; Chordata; Lepidosauria; Squamata; Colubridae
Gene: SCD
Product: stearoyl-CoA desaturase
Biological process (GO): response to fatty acid; unsaturated fatty acid biosynthetic process; monounsaturated fatty acid biosynthetic process
Cellular component (GO): endoplasmic reticulum membrane
Molecular function (GO): palmitoyl-CoA 9-desaturase activity; stearoyl-CoA 9-desaturase activity; iron ion binding
Source: RefSeq, a predicted model, not a curated record
ACUCGCCCGGCGGCACGCGCGGCUUCCCACUCCACCGCCCCUUCUUGCCAAGGUCGCGAGGUUGCAUUGCAAGCCCAGCCCAGCGGGUUACUGCAGGUCGUGGCCGUCCGUCCGUUUAAAUUCCCGGAGAAGGAAGGAAGGAAGGAAGGAAGGAAGGAAGAGCUGGAUAGAGAAAGAGCUUUAGGCGCCAGAGAAGCAUCCGAGGAAAAGACCCGGGGAGGCUGCAGGUAAAGCCGGAAAACACACACACACACACACACACACACACACACCGCGCCUCUCGCUGCUGUUCCGAGCGAAGGAGCCGCAGCUGUUUGCCGACCGAGCGGGGCCUUUCGAUGCCUUCGCAGUUUUUGCAAGAGGAGAUCAUUCCAGACUUUUCUACCAUGCCUGCCUUUACUCACAUUAUCCAGAAUGGUGUAGCUCAUUCGGAAAAAGUCCAUCCCACUUAUGAGCAAAUGGCGUCAGAAAGAGAGAUGACAGAUGACAUUUUUGAUGAGACUUAUCGUGAGAAAGAGGGUCCGAAGCCUUCAAAAAGAUACGUCUGGAGGAACAUUAUUCUCAUGUCUCUUCUCCAUCUAACUGCUGUGUAUGCCAUCUGGUUCAUACCUUCUGCAAAGCUACUCACUUUGGCAUGGGCUGUUUUGUGCUUCAUCUUGGGUGGUCUUGGAGUUACAGCUGGAGCACAUCGGCUUUGGAGUCACCGGUCUUACAAAGCUACUCUACCUCUUCGGAUAUUCUUGGCCAUAGUCAACUCCAUGGCUUUUCAGAAUGAUAUUUAUGAGUGGGCCAGAGACCACCGUGUGCACCACAAAUUCUCUGAGACGGAUGCAGAUCCCCACAAUGCAAAACGGGGAUUUUUCUUUGCUCAUAUUGGCUGGUUGUUGGUCCGCAAACACCCAGAUGUCAUCGAAAAAGGACAGAAGCUGGACUUGUCUGACCUGAAAGCUGACAAGGUUGUGAUGUUCCAGAGGAGGUAUUACAAGACUUCGGUGGUACUCAUGUGCUUCAUGCUUCCUUCCUUUGUUCCUUGGUAUUUUUGGGGAGAAACCUUUCUCGUCAGCUUCCUGCUGACCAUUCUCCGAUACACAUCAACCCUCAAUGCCAGUUGGCUGGUGAACAGUUUGGCACACAUGUAUGGCAAUCGGCCAUAUGAUCGCCACAUCAACCCCAGAGAAAAUCACUUUGUGGUCUUUGGAGCUUUAGGAGAAGGCUUCCACAAUUACCAUCAUACUUUCCCCUUCGAUUACUCAACAAGUGAAUAUGGCUGGCGGUGGAAUUUCACUACUGGUUUUAUUGAUCUCAUGUGCUUCCUUGGCUUGGCCAAUAACUGCAAGAAAGUUGCCAAGGGGACCGUCUUGGCUCGAAAAGUUCGGACUGGUGAUGGAAGCCACAAGACUGGCUGAAAAUCGGUUUCCCUGACCUUUCUUUUCUUCUUUUUUCCAACAACCUAGUCAUAUAUUUGAUCUGUUUACUAGCUAUUAGGACUGUGCAAAGCAUGAAACCGGGGAGGGGGCUUCGCAAAGUGCAUUGGCACAAGUGAAACAUUAAAGCAGCUGUGUCCUCUGAAAAGCCAGGUGCUGCUUUUUGAAGGCUUUUCCUGGUUCUCUGCUCAGGUGUGUGUAUACACAGCUGCUUUGCUUGGUUGAUAGUCGAAUGAGAUGGGCUUUCUGUGCAUACUUUAGAUGUGAACAGUCAGGGUUGCCCCUCGGAACAGCCAAACUAAGCUGUCUGGAUAUUGCAGCUGCUUUAUGCUUUGAGGGUGGAUAAUUCACUCAUUUUACAAAGCCCCCCUUUCAAAUGCUUUGCACAGCCACAUAACUACCAAGCAGUGUGUUCAGGAUGCUUAAAUGGGUGACUAACUCAUUCCAGUAUUUGUUUUUUGAAACAAUAUAUUCAAGGCAUAUGGCAAAACCUUCCCCCCCCCCCCCCCCCCCCCCCCCCAAACUGACCUUGGAGGCUGCUUUUCUAUAUCUUUUCCACUCCUUCUCGGCAAAAGUUUCUUUUCUCUCUCCUAUGUUUUCUGUCUCUCUCCUUAGCAACUGAUAUAACAUCCCAAUCUAUGUGUUCUUGGUUGGAAGAGGAUUUAGGAAGAUUGAAGGGACAGACUUGGUACCAAAGUAGAAACUUCCUUUCUUAGAAUGAGUAAACAACUCACAAUUGGCUUAUAGUCCUUUCUCUUCUUCUUAGCUCUGGUGCUGUUGAAGCUCUCUUCUUUUUUCUGGUAGAAAAUUAGAAGUUGGACUUUUACGUAGCAGUUCUGAAAACUAUUAGAAACUGAGAAAAUGUGUAUACUGAAUGGGAAGGCAGAAGAUAAGAUCGUAUUAUAUGGGACACACACAUAAUUUUACAGAUCAGUCCCGUAGUAGUGGUUGAUAUUUUUAGUUGGUGCUAGGCAAUUGGAGCUCCCUUCCUCCAUGUCCUCCUGUCAUUGCUGCUUGUCCUUAUCAAGACUUGUCUGCAGGAUUCUGAGAUGGCAGGAUGAGGAUGUCGUGUAAAGAUGCUGAUCACUCUAUAAGCAGUGAAGGGCAUCUGGUUAAGAACAUGCUCAUAGAUUUAAAAAAAAUGUAUGCACUUAAGGGUUUUUUUCGUAGCUGAAGCUUUUUUUAUGUGCAAAAGAAUGAAUUGUAUGUUGCAUGCUUGCUGAUAUAUGUAGUAGUAGAUAAUUUCUAUUCUCAAGUGGUUUAGUCAGUUUAACAUCAAGUUAUUCAGCUAAUUUAUUUCUCAACUGGACCAUUUUCUGAACCAAAUCUGCUGUAAUUCUUUUCCCUAUAGGUAGCUCUAGCAAUCCUCUCCUCCCCCUCCAUUCUCACCACUUUUCUGGUUGUCAUUAUAAUAUUAUAAUCCAAAAAGGAAAGUGUCUUAAACAAGGGGAAAAGAAAAGGCUAGCUUCCCCUUUUCUUUCUCUUUUGUCUUCCUGUGCCUUUAAUAUUUUCAUCUCUAAUGGCACUCCAUAAGUUACAGUCAGCAUCACAAUCAGUAUCAUCAUAGUUACAAUCAACAUCACAGUCUGACUCAUAUUACCAUUAUCUUUUGUUUUGUAAAAUCCGCCAAUUGUCUGCACUCGUUAAUAAUAAACAAAAAAAAAAAAACAUUCCCAUGAAGGUCUGGUUCAUUUGUCUAAUUUAAUUCCAAUUUGUUCAAAAACACUUUCACCAAAAAAGUACUUUUCAAAAUAAAUGUCCCUUUUAUCCAUUUUAAACUUUCUUACAUUGACUCCUUAUUAAGCUUUUUACCAAAAAAAAUAUAUAAGUUUUUUAAAUCUUUUUUUUUUUCUUUAUUCCUUUGUAAUCUGGAAAGAAUUGUAACUCACCAAGUGGAAUCUUAUGCAGCUACUUAGAAAAUCUCUCUUUAGCUCUAAAUCCCAAAGUGGUUAAGAAACAUUGUACCGUUGGCUACAAUACAGUUGUGGUUGAAAUUCCUCGCGAUCUAACCACAAAAACCUCAGUUCCUGUAGUCUACUCAAAAGGAGAAGCUGUCAGAGUGCAAGCCCAGGAUCCUACAAUAUCCAGAAAUACUGUGUCUGCUGAUCUCUAUUGAUCUGGUUGCAGAUUUUUGCUGCAUUGCUGUCCCCAGUCCUUCAGGGACAUCUAGUUCACCAUAAAUCCUCACCAGAAUCUUCUAUGAUGGCUUUUGGGGAAAAAAAAUGGAUGAAAGACUUGUUAAGAUGAAAGAGGCAAUUAAAGAAAUUAACAAAAUGAAAAACUAGAAGAAAUAUUUGGAAAGAUAAAUAGUCUAGCUCUAUUGAAAUUGAGAGAGAAGGAAUUUUAUCUGAGAUUUAGAGCAAUCCCAGAAGAUUAUGAUGAAGAAGCUAGAGAAAAGAUUAUUAAAGCCUUAGAAUUUUUUUUGGAUUGGGAAAAGGAGGAUACUGAUAACGGAACUUGAUGAAAUAUAUAAAUUUGCAAGAACAAGAGAUGUUCCAAGGUGCACUUUUAAUACAAGAUUGAAGAUAAAUAAUAAAGAUAACGAGUCUUAAAAAAUUCCUAUUAUAAUUUUGCGUAAGAGAAAAAAGGUUUUUUUGAUUUGAGAUUAAAGCAGAAAAAGCCCCCAAUGACAACAAACUAGGAGUGGUUUUUACUUUCAAACAGCAGAGGUUAUGACUAAAUGCAAUCCAGAAGGUGAGGGAAUUUCUAGAAAAAUUCAAAGAGAAAUCGGAGGAUAGUCAAAUAGAUGUCAGAGAAGACUACAUAGAAACUUCAUCAGAAGUUUGAGAGGACAGGAGACUGAGGGAUAAUACUGGAUCAGGUGUCACAAAUACUGAUUUUUUAAAAACUUUCAGCUUCAUUAUGGAUUACUUGCACUAGUAGAAGCAAUAAUGGAGGUUUGUAAAAAGAAAUUUUUUUAAAAAAAUUAACAUAAAGGUAUUGAUUUAAGAAUAGGUUUGGGAUGCAAGGUAAAGCUUUUAUUGGAGUUAUGUUAUUUUAUACAACACAAUGAACUUAAGGAGAAAUGAAAACAAACUCUUGAACAACAUAGAAAAGAGGAAUUAAAUCUCCAGAGAAGUUGUUUCUCAAUAAAUCAAACUAUUACAAUGGCAAUCACCUAUUAAAAGUAAGAAAAAUGGAAAUAAAAAUGAGUUAUAUGAGGCAAAAAAUUGAGUUGGCAAACCAUGGAAGUGGCUAGCAUAUAAAAUACUAAAAGAAAAGUUAUUCAAAUUACAUGAGGGAAAUACUUAAUGGACAUUGCGGCUGUAGAAAAAACAUUCCAUUAAUAAUAUUCCAAUUUAUAUAAAAGAAGUGACAUCUUAUUAGAGAAACUAGAUGAAUAUCUAAAACAAUUUACCAAGGAUUACAAAGGAACAGGCAAAUAACGUUUCUGAAGUUAUAAAAAGAUUAAACUAGGAAAGGUCCCUGUAGCAGAUGGAUUAUAAAUGGUUUGAGGAUGACUUUAUAAAAUAUGAAUUUAAGGGAGGAAAGAUGCCAGAGAGCUGGAAAACAGACCAACAAAACACUAAUACCUAAAGAAGGGCAAGAUUUGACUUCUAAUAAGAAGCUAUAGAUCAAAAUCAUUACUGAAUAAUAACAGCAAGUUAUUUGUAACUAUUUUAGCUGAUAGACUGGAAAUAAUUUUGCCAGGAUUUAUUCAUGAGGAUCAAUAUGGGUAUUUACCUGAAGGGACAACUUUAGAAAUAUGUCCAACAAUUUAGAAUAUUUGGAGGAGAUGCAGAAAAGGGUUUGACAAUUUCUGGAAGAUUUUGAAUUUAAUAAAAUGAAUAAGAUUGUUUACACUUCACAGGAAGCACAAAUCAUUAUUAAUGGAGAUCUAACAAAAAGAUCUCUGAGAGACAAAAAGGAUUAAACAAUGGCAGCAGGAUGUGUCUAAAUUUGUGUGAAAGGAAUAAAAAAAACCCCAUGAGUCAAAUAAAAGGUGAUACAAGAUGCAAAGGAGCGAUGAUUGAGUUUAUCCAAUUAAGUUUACCCAUUUUGAAGUUGUAUUUUGCUGUUUGGUUUGGAUGAACUUGUUUGGUGCUGCUGAGAAACAAUUUUUUUUUUUGUAGUGAAAAGGACACAACCUGAGAUUUGAGUGGCAUAGAUAUUUGUGGUUUGACAAAGUCAAGGUUAAUGUGGAUUUUUAAAAAUCAUAUGUGCCAUAUUGAGAAUAUAGAAUAAACUUGGGCUAUGCCCAGAAACACCUCUGUAAUUCUCAGCCAAGAAGCAUUUUAUAGUUGAGAAAUAAUAAGCAAACAAAAAUUGCUUUCUUAUCGUGACAUGCUAGAAUUCUGUGAAAGGAAAUACAAGAUAAAAUCAAGAGAACAACUGAUGGCAGAGAGACAUAGUUGUCUGGUUCUCUUAUCUACAAUUGUUAGAUUUAAAAAUAGGCAAAAGAAUUUAUGGUUUUGAACAUUGUGAGACUGAGCUUGAAACAAUUAUAUACAAAUGAUGAACAUGUGAUUAUUAAAAUGCAUACGCUUUUACUAGUAGAAUUACUAGUGAAAGAAUUUAUGAUAGAGGGCUAAAAGUUUUGGCUAUAUGAGGGGUCAGCAACCCGUGGCUCCAGAGCCACAUGCGGCUCUUUGGGCCCUCUGCUGUGGCUUCCUGUCGGGUGAUCCCACCACUGGCUGGUCCCACCCCUUGCCCUCCCCUCCCAGUCACUUCUUGCCUGGCCUGAGAAGGCAAGGGUGACGGCAGGGGAUGGAGAAGCGGCUAGGGCAGAGACAGAGAGAUACAGAGAGAGGGGAAGAGAGAGGGGGGAGGGAGGGACAGAGGGGAGAGAGAUAUGUCAAACGGGUUUUGUGGUUCCUGGUGUUUUUUAACAACUGGUUCUCUGCCCUAAUGACUGGCUGGGUAGGCGUAGCUAAGGGGGGGUCAUGUGACUGGUGGAAGUGAGUGACAUUGAGUUGGCCACACCUACCCAGGUUUUGUGGCUCCUGGUGUUUUGUUUUCUGUGGGAAACUAGUCCAAAUGGCUCUUUGAGUGCUUAAGGUUGCAGGCCUCUGGGCUAUAUGGUAUAGGAUGGAACAAUAGGAAAAUAUGUGGCUGAAAGGAUUGAAAUAUACAUUAUUUUUUUAUACAGUUUUUGCAGUAUUUCUUCAUAGACAACAGGCAUACCAGCAUUCCUUCCUCCUAUUUUGCCUUGUUUUUGUACAUCACAACUGCAGUGAGAUUGUACAGACAAAUAUGGAAAGAUGGAGGAAUGGCUGGUGAAAAGGAUGGAACUUGCUGAGAUAGACUUGACUUCUUUGAUCAGAGAAAAGAAUAUGUUUUUUCUGUUUCACAUAAAAAGUCUGUAAGGGACUUACAGUGAGCAAGUGAGCUUAUGAUUUUGUAAUUUGAUGAUUAGAACUGAUUAUUGAAAAAAGAGAGGCCUGUUAUAACCCUAACAAAAAAAGGAAGCUUAUCACUGAUAACUUCUGUAUAGAAGCUACUUAUUGUAGCUUUUUCUUUUCUAUUUUCUUUUACUUCUGUUUUCCAUUUGACCUCUUUUCUUUUUUUCUCCCCACUUACAUUAGUCAUGAGAAUAAAUGUAGAAGUUGAAACAACAGAGCAGGAAGGGAUAAGAUACCAAUGUUCCCCGUUGCUCUAUUUCCCCCAAAUAUCUGGCUGGGCCCUGGAAAGCAGGAUUAGAUGGACAAUUGCUCUGAGCCAUCAGGAAUCCUCUGAAUAUUUUUAGGCUGAUCUGAAAACUCUUGGUUAAGAUACAUCAGGAAGGACAAGGAGAUUUGGCGCUAAGAUGAAUAUUUUGCCUAAAUUGAAAGCAAAGAUACAUAUACUAUAAUAAGCAAUUAGCUAAAGCUUGGUUGUACUUCCUUAAGCUCUUCAGAACACAAGGAAAUAAUAGAAAAAGCUGUAGACUUCAUUCUUCUGGUAUUUGCCAAUCUAGAAUCUGACAUUUUUGACUGAAAAUGCUCCUCCCCAUCUGUCUGCACCUUUAAAGAACAGCAUGUACAGACGGUAUAAAGCACAAUAGUUUUGCUUUGCUUUGGAGAAUUGUGAGUUCUAAACUGGGUGUGGGCGUGGCCGGCGCAUGAUGCAUCCAGCCCAAGGGCUGUGAGUUUGAUAGCCCUGGCUUAAGAUGCUGUUAGACAAGCAGAGGUGCAGACAAUGUUUCUGACAUUUUUAGGAACCUGAGAUCAGUUAAUGGGGGGAUUUUCUUUUGCAGCAGCCUUCACUUUUUAUGUCAAUGGCAUAAUGGAGAAAGGUUCAUCUGAUGGCACAUGGUGAAUUUGCCAUAAGAUGUUGGCAAUUAAACAGGCCUGGUAACAAACGACUUUCUUUGUCUUCCUAUGUCUUAGACAACUAUUUGGAUGUGCCUUAUAGGUUUGGGUUGAUACUUUUCAGGCUGUUGUUUUUUUUAAAAAAAAGAAACCAUGUAUAGGCGUAUUGAAUUAGUUGCAAUUUUUUAUUUUCAUCUGAAAUUAUUUCUGAAGUAUCUUUCAGAAAAAUAUUUAUAUGGAUGAUUCACCUGCAGUUGUGCAUCAAGGGACUUUUUCAUAGAUUUAAUCAAGCUUUGAUUUAGUUAAAAGGCUUUCAUCCAGAGGUGGGAUUCACUUACCUUCCCUACGAGUUUGCAAAUGUGAGCGCGUGUGCCUCUGCGCAUUUGCAGUAGUCACACAUUACAUCCGGGCAGGUGGGCGGAGCCUCCCGCAGUCACCGCUACCAGUUUGCGCGAUCCAGACAGAACCGGCUGAAUCAGUGGUGAAAUGCUACCGGUUUGCACUGGUUUGGGCGAACCGGUAGUGAUAAAAACUACCGGUUUGGGUGAACCGUAGUAAAAAAAAAGUUACCGGUUCUUCUGAACCGGUAUUUCCGACGAUCAGCUGUGCCACGCUACUUAAAAUCACUAGAAAGCAGGAAAUCCUGCUUUCCAGUGAAUCUAAAUCGCGCGGCACAGCUGUUCCUCCCCCUCCGCUGUUCUGCUUACCUUCCCAAGCUUCCUUUUUCCAGGCUAAGUGCGCAUUUGGUGUGUACUGCGCAUGUGCGGCCAGCGAACCAGUGGCAAAUCGGUUCAGACUUCACCACUGGGCUGAACCCCACCUCUGCUUUCAUUUCUUGCAAAAUCUAGCCUUAUUAGCUGAGGUUUGUGCCUAGCCCAGAACAUUUUGGUUCAUCAGCCUUUCUAGCUCUUGCUGGGUGCUUCUAGAGAUUUGUUUUACCAUAAGAUUCCUUUGCUCCUUCCUCAAAGCAUCAGGGGGUAUUGAAAUUUUCUUCCCUGCUUUCGUUUGGCUUCUUUGCUUUUUUUUUUUUUUAAAUCAUGGGAAAUCCAAGGAAUGAAGGGAUUGCUCUUCAAUGCCUUUUGAUUGAUAAUACUAGACAUCGUGUUGGUUGGUUUGGGAUGGUGUGUGGUAAGAAGAGAGAGCAAGGCCUGGCAACUAAUAAAUCAGCCUCUUCUCCCUGCCCUAACCUGGAAAGGAGACGUGACUUAACUUUUCCAUGGCUUCAGGUCUGAUAUCUACAUCACUCAUUUCCAUUUACUAUUUGGGACAAAGUUGGCUUGCAUAUCUGUCUUCUAAUAUAACUAACAAUUUGUAGCUUUAAUUUAAAUAUUACUUUGUAACAUUUGCUGACAAUAUUCUAAUAAGAUGAUAUUAUCAAAACCCACCAGAAUGCAAUGGGCAAGCAAGUUUAUUGCCCCUCUCUCCUUUUAAACUGAAAAGAACUAAAUAGUUGGUGUGAAAGUUAACGUGAGCUCCAAAGUUCUUGAAGUUUGGGUAGGAUCUUUGCUUUUUCCAUUUCUAAUGUUGCCAUAUUUUAUGUGCUGAAAAAUAAUUUCUUCCAAUAUGAGACUUGAAGUUAUGUUUUUGUUUAUAAUAAAAUAGUUGACUUACAAGUA